This is a messenger RNA of Suillus subalutaceus, 321 nucleotides long. RefSeq lists its product as uncharacterized. The transcript has a single exon. The coding region runs from base 1 to 321 and encodes 106 amino acids. Lineage: Eukaryota; Fungi; Basidiomycota; Agaricomycetes; Boletales; Suillaceae. The record is from RefSeq and is a predicted model, not a curated record.
AUGGUGCAACCAACACAGGCUGAACUCCAAGCACAUCUUGCAGGACAAGCCCAACUCCUCAUGGGGCUCACGGCUGUGCUCGACGACAACGAUAACAACCUCGAUGAACUCACUAAUGAAGAUGAUCUUGAAAAUGAUUAUAUGUCGGAUUCUGAUGCAUUGCUCAUGGCAGCUCUCGAAUAUCAAUCUCUCGCAGCAUCUAUUACUGGUGAUGGUUUACGAGGGCCAUACAAUCAGAUUCCUCAGUCCAAGGAUUUCUUUGCGUGCUGCUUGCAAAGUCCUGAUUGUGAAUUUCGCCAUUAUUUUUGGUGUGUAGUGUAG